AACGGCAAAGAUGCUUUCCCUAUUACUUCACCGGCGAUACUAGGUAGUUUCAAACAAUUCGAUCUAAAAAUGGUCGCAGAUAACUUGCAAAUCAGUAUGGACGUAGAUGGUGACGGGGAGACGGACCUUGUCAUCGACUGGCUUCCUCGUGCCAUUGUGCAAAUCAAGCUCACACAGCCGUUGGAGGGCGCUUCUGAUGUGCAAGGGCUUUGCGGUAAUGCGGACGGAAAUCCAGACAACGACUUCAAGACACCACUUGGAAAGCUAACGAUGGAUAAAGACUUCUUUGCAGACAGCUGGUCAACAGAAUGUGCAUAGUACGUACCGGAAUAUCACGAAUGACUUCUGAUGGUAUUUCUGUCACAGUCUCUAAACAUACCUCGUGGGCAUUGAAGUCAAAGCAUGUGAAGUAGACAUGGAUCAUAUGCGACAUACGCACUUUCAUAAUGUGUCGUUGGUGGCGGUAGUGAAAUAUGCUGAUAGAAUAAACGAAUGUGCGCG
Messenger RNA from Saccoglossus kowalevskii, 501 nucleotides. RefSeq names its product von Willebrand factor-like. NCBI's taxonomy places the organism in Eukaryota, Metazoa, Hemichordata, Enteropneusta, Harrimaniidae. The record is from RefSeq and is a predicted model, not a curated record.